Astrephomene gubernaculifera is the source of this 2348-nucleotide messenger RNA. Lineage: Eukaryota; Viridiplantae; Chlorophyta; Chlorophyceae; Chlamydomonadales; Astrephomenaceae. The record is from the annotation of a GenBank genome assembly.
AUUCAUAUUUCAUAUGUAUUGAAAGCAACAGUUGCACCUACAGACUCCGCGAUAUCCCUGCUACUUCGCUCGUUACUGCUGGCAUUGUAAAGGCGCGAGUAUGACUUCCGGGACCUCACAUGACAAGCAUGCUUCUGCAUCGCAGCCAAUGCACGAUAGCGCACCCCGUAGGACUCCUUGGAAGCUCUAUCGAGAGGAUGUUUCACGCAUUACCCAGGCGAACUACUCCGGGUCUGGCACCGACAAAGAUCCAUACGUUGUGGACUGGCUUGAUGGCGAUAAAGGGAAUCCGCAAACAUGGUCCACCGGGUACAAAUGGGCCCUUACCAUCCUCGCGUCUCUCUCCACCCUUGCCGUGGGCUUCUGCUCCUCAGCGUACGCCGGCGCCGCAGGCGACGUCAUGCUCAAGUUCGAUGUGACACCUGAAGUCGCUACGCUGGGCGUUAGCAUGUUCGUCCUGGGUUUCGCCCUAGGCCCGCUCCUGUGGGCACCCCUCUCCGAGCUGUUUGGUCGCCGCCCGCUCCUCAUCUACACCUACUUCGGCCUAACUGCGUUCAACAUCGGAUGCGCCGUCGCCCCGAACAUGCCCGCGCUGAUCGUCCUGCGCUUCUUCGCUGGCGCGUUCGGUUCUUCCCCACUCACCAACGCCGGCGCCAUCAUUGCCGACAUGUUUGACGCUAAGACCCGCGGCCUUGCGUUGUGCCUCUUCGCCUCAGCACCCUUCAUGGGUCCUGUCAUCGGACCUAUUGUCGGUGGCUUUACCGGGCAGAGCGUCGGCUGGCGAUGGGUCAUGUGGGUCAUGGUAUUUUUCACAGUCGUCAUCCUGAUCAUCUGCACUCUCUUCACGCCAGAGACCUACGCACCGGUGCUGCUGCGCAAGCGUGCCGAGGCGCUCGCCGCACAAACAGGCAAGGUGUACCGCAGCAAGUACGACAGCAAGGCGGUUUCGUUGACCCAGAUGCUCAAGACCGGCCUCACGCGCCCCUGGAUCCUGCUUAUCUUCGAGCCCAUCGUGCUCAUCCUCUCAAUCUACAUGGCCAUCAUCUACGGUGUCCUCUACAUGUUCUUCGCUGCUUUCCCCAUCGUGUUCCAUUAUGCCCGCGGUUGGAGCCCCGGGAUCAGCGGGCUGGCCUUUAUCGGCAUCGCGGUCGGCAUCAUCCUGGCCCUCGUCUACAUCCUGCUGGAUAACGCGCGCUACGUGCGAGCAGCCCAUGCGGCCGGAGGGCAUGCUCCUGCUGAGGCCCGUCUGCCGCCUGCCAUCGUCGGCGGAGUUGCGAUCGUCCUGGGGCUGUUCUGGUUCGCCUUCACCAAUUCGCCAUCCAAGCACUGGCUCAUUUGCAUCGCGGCUACAGUUCCCUUCGGCUUCGGCAUGAUUAAUGUGUUCCUGCCUUGCUUCAACUACCUGGUAGACAGCUACCUCAUCUACGCAGCCAGCGUACUUGCAGCCAAUUCCGUCUUGCGAUCCCUCUUCGGCACGGUCUUCCCGCUCUUCACUACAAAGAUGUACCGGAAUCUUGGCAUCCACUGGGCCUCCGCCGUACCGGCCUUCCUCGCCUUGGCCUGCCUGCCAUUCCCGGUCCUGUUUUGGAAGUACGGCGCUGUGGUACGGAGCCGCUGCAAGUACAGCGCCGAAGCAUCGCGCAUUAUGCAGCAGCACAUGGCAGUGUCGGUGGUAGCAAAGUCUGCUGGGGGUGAGGAAGCGAAGGGGCAAGCGAAUGCCGCGUCAGCGGAAGACAAGGUAUAGCGCGAUGUGGUAGAAUUGUUCACUGGGCGUUUGUGAGGGGUGUGGGGAGCGUCAUGGCCGGCUGGCAUGGCGCUGGAUGGGUGUGUUGGUGGGUACAAGAAGCAAAGUUGUGGGUAAGCCGGGCCCUUAGUGGGUAAGCCGUUGUUAGCGGUAUGACAGCUGUGUGGGGUAGGGUCGGCAGGGUCGGCAGCUGUCUGAAGUAGCACUGCUGCGAUAAUAAAACGUUCGUAACAAUGACAGGAAGGGUCAUGUAUGCGCGCUAUGUAUGCAUGGUUUAGGCUACAAAGUAAGAGCAGCUUUUGGCAAGUGGGAACAGGGGUGUAAUUCAUUCGUACAGUGGCAUGGGGUUGUUUGUUUGUGGGACGCUUAAGUAAGGGUACCUUGCUGGUAUGCUGGUGUUAUGGGUGUAACCAUAGCGCCCUAGCUCUUGACGCACGUAGCCAAUGCUACCGGAUAGCCUCUUGGUGCAUGACUUGAUCAACUUGUUGAACGUUUCAACCAAUGAACGAAUUGUCUUGGCGCAUAAGGUGACGAAUGAGCUGGAGGCAUUUUGCAUGCAUGAUAUAAGGAAUGUAUUUGGGAAGUAAGUUGGAACUGACUUUGU